Messenger RNA from Nothobranchius furzeri (turquoise killifish), 8559 nucleotides. The record is from RefSeq and is a predicted model, not a curated record. Lineage: Eukaryota; Metazoa; Chordata; Actinopteri; Cyprinodontiformes; Nothobranchiidae.
CAGCUUUAGGGGUUAGAUUGGGGGGGUUAAACCACCAAAUAGUUCCUGAGCACAGCCACAGCUGCAGCUCACUACUCCCCACGGGGAUGGGUCAAAUGCAGAGGACAAUUUCCACCACACCACACCAGUGUGUGCGACAACUAUGGCAUUUUAAUCUUUAAAGUAAUGCCAAUAUAGGGACCCAUAUUGUGAAGUGUUGUUACCAGAGGGUUUCACUUAGAGGGGAGUAGAGGGGACAUUUUUGCCGGGUUUAUUAUUAACCUGAAUAAGCAAACUCCUCUGGAACAAUAGAUAAUGGAGUCUGCACAUAACAUCACGUGUACCUUCACUUUUUCUUUUUUUUUUCUACAUUCAGGUAAACCAUAACUGUCUCUUAUUGGUCAGUGUUCAGAUAGGUAAGACCUCACAGCCUCCUCCUUUCUACUGAAAUCUGACACCAGUGACAUCACAUGGGUGGGUUUGGCUUCCCCCGGGCAGUCAGUGAGUGAACACCCGCUCAGUGUGUGAACAAGCUUUGACUCAGAAGGAUCUCUCCCCAAGCUGCAUGGCUCUACUGACACAGCUGGAAACUUAAUGCAGGAGAACCAAGACGGUUGUUUUGGUUUAAUGAAACGCCGUGGAUGGAAUAUCUGAGGAAGAAUUGGGGUCUACUUUCUAUCUUUUUUUAUAUUUAAGACAUCACUCAGGGAUAAUCUUUUAUGGAUACUUCUGGAUUUCCUUUUGUAGGAUUUGGAUACCCGCUCUUUGUGGAAUAAGUGCCUUGAAAUAAAAAUAAAAGGAAUGAAAAGGAUUUCUUUUUAAGUGGAUCUACUUGACAUGCAUAGGCCUUUCAUUCAUUUGGACGGGUGCUGACGAGAAGGUCGAGGGGAAAAAAGGCCAUCUUUACCACCACAAUCGUGUUAGUCUUUGAUCCUGUCAGAGUGGGACACGUCUAGCAGAGGACCGAGGAGCACCGUCUUCAAACAUGGUGCCUAGUAUUCACCUGGCAAGACCCCUCCGGCCUCGAGGGGCAUUGCUGUUCCCGCUUCUGCUCAGCUCCUUGGUGUUCUCCUUUCAGGCAGACAGCUUGCCAAGUUUCAUCAAAACCCCCGAAGACCAGACGGGCAUCUCCGGCGGGGUCGCGUCGUUUGUGUGCCAGGCUACCGGAGAGCCCAAACCUAGGAUCACCUGGAUGAAGAAAGGCAAGAAAGUCAGCUCCCAGCGCUUCGAGGUGAUUGAAUUUGAUGAUGGCUCGGGCUCCGUACUGCGGAUCCAGCCACUGCGCACCCACAGAGACGAAGCCAUUUACGAGUGCACAGCCACUAACAGUGCUGGCGAGAUCAACACCAGUGCCAAGCUCACAGUGCUGGAAGAGAACCAGAUCCCACAUGGCUUCCCCACCAUUGAUAUGGGUCCCCAGCUGAAGGUGGUGGAGAGGACCAGAACUGCCACCAUGCUGUGUGCUGCCAGCGGGAACCCGGACCCCGAGAUCACAUGGUUCAAGGACAUGCUUCCUGUGGACAUCGGCACCAGCAACGGCCGCAUCAAACAGCUUCGCUCAGGUGGUACAACAAUUAGAGGAGCUCUACAAAUUGAGAACAGUGAGGAGUCCGACCAGGGGAAGUACGAAUGUGUCGCCAUGAACAGCGCUGGGACUCGUUACUCCGCCCCUGCCAAUCUCUACGUCAGAGUGCGAAGAGUCCCGCCUAGAUUUUCUAUUCCACCCACCAACCAGGAGGUGAUGCCAGGCGGCAGCGUCAAUCUCACCUGCGUGGCGGUGGGCUCGCCAAUGCCCUACGUCAAGUGGACCACGGGACAGGUGGAGCUGACUAAAGAGGACGAGAUGCCAUUGGGACGCAAUGUCCUGGAGGUCACCAACAUUCGUGAAUCAGCCAACUACACGUGUGUGGCCAUUUCUUCUCUGGGCAUGAUUGAUCACACAGCACAGGUUACCGUCAAAGCCUUACCGAAGCCCCCCACCUCACUCACAGUGACUGAAACCACAGCCACCAGUGUGACUCUCACAUGGGACUCUGGAAACCCAGAACCUGUCUCCUUCUACAUGAUCCAAUACAGAGCCAAGGUCUCUGACAAUGGCUACCAGGAGGUGGAGGGAGUGGCCACCACGCGCUAUAGCAUCGGCGGCCUCAGCCCAUACUCCGAAUAUGAGUUUCGCGUAAUGGCUGUCAACAACAUCGGCAAAGGGCCUCCCAGUGAUCCUGUGGAGACACGCACCGGUGAACAGGCACCCUCCUCGCCUCCUCUGCAGAUUCAGGCGCGCAUGCUGAGCGCCAGUACGAUGCUGGUCCAGUGGGAGCCUCCAGAGGAGCCCAAUGGGCAAAUACGAGGUUACCGGGUCUACUACAGCUCCGACAUGACGGCUCCACUCAGCGCCUGGCAGAAACACAACACAGACGAUAGCAGCCUGACAACCAUCUCAGGGCUGAUUCCUGACAUCACCUACAGCCUCAGGGUGCUGGGCUUCACCUCUGUAGGUGACGGGCCACCAUCUGACAUCCUGCAAGUGAAAACACAGCAGGGAGUACCCGCCCAGCCGACUAGUUUUGAUGCUGAAGCUGAGCUGGACACACGCAUCAAACUAACUUGGUUGUGGCCCGUCCAGGACCCCAUCACCAACUACGAGCUGCUGUACUGGGAGGCUGGCUCCUCCAAUAAGAAACAUGUGACCUUCAACCCAGCUGGCUCCUAUGUUGUGGAAGAUUUGAAGCCGGACACCUUGUACCAUUUUUCCCUGGCAGCCCGCUCUGAAAUGGGUUUAGGUGUCUACACCCAGCCCAUCGAGGCUCGCACUGCUCAGUCCACCCCUUCAGCCCCCCCUCAGGAAGUACAUCUGGUCAGCCUGAGCUCCACCAGCCUCAAGGUUAGUUGGGUGGCACCGCCAGCCGCUAGCCGCCACGGCGUCAUUGUGCGCUACACGGUCAGCUACCAGGCCCUGGCUGGAGAGGACACGGAGCGGCAUAGCGUGUCCGACAUCAGUGCAGACGCCUCCAGCUAUGUUCUGGAGGGCCUGGAGAAGUGGACUGAGUAUGAGGUGUGGGUGAGGGCACACACAGAUGUGGGUCCUGGCCCUGAGAGUGCCCCAGUGAGGAUAAGAACUAAAGAAGAUGUGCCCGGAGCACCCCCCAGGAAGCUGGAGGUUGAGGCCAUCAAUUCCACAGCCAUCCGAGUCACCUGGAAGCCACCUCUGCAGAUGAAGCAGCACGGCCAAAUCCGAGGCUACCAGGUCAUCUAUUCCCGACUGGAAAACGGAGAGCCAAGAGGCCAGCCAAACAUCAUGGAUGUUGCUCUGCCAGAAGCGCAGUGGAAUAUUGAAGAGUCCACCGAGCAUGAAGCUGUCAUUGGUGGACUGCAUUCUGAAACCACCUACUCUGUCACUGUGGCAGCGUACACCACGAAGGGGGAUGGCGCUCGUAGCAAAGCUAAAGUCAUCACUACAACUGGAGCAGUGCCAGGCAAGCCCACUAUGAUGAUCAACCCCACCUCGAGCAACACGGCGCUGAUCCAGUGGCAGUCGCCUACGGAGAUGGUGGGUGAGUUAAUGGGCUUCCAGCUGCAGUACAAGCGCACUGACGAGCAGGUGUACACCUCACGCGAGAUGAAAAAAACAGACGACCAUUACACCGUCACCGGUCUGCACAAAGGUGCUACCUACGUCUUCCGCCUCAGUGCUCGUAACCGCGCCGGCAUCGGCGAGGCCUACGUAAAGGAGGUCAGCACCGCCGAAGACAAGCCUUCGGGAUUUCCGCUCAACCUCAAAGUGACUGGACUGACCCAGUCAAGUACCAAGCUGACCUGGGAGCCCCCGCUGCUGUCGGAGAGGAAUGGAAAGAUCGUGCACUACUUGGUGGUGUACAGGGACAUAAACAAUCAGCAAGACAACACCAGCCGCACCACCAACACCGACAUGACUAUCGAAGGCCUCAGUCCCGACACCACUUACGACAUACGUGUCCAGGCUUUCACCAGCAUGGGAGGGGGACCCCUCAGCCCCAGCAUCCAGAGCAGGACCAUGUCAAACGGUAGGACAAAUUUUCCGACACUUAAUUUUGGUGUCAAAGCGGUCAUGAAAACUUCUGUCCUCCUCACCUGGGACUUACCAGAAAACUACAAAUCCCAGACACUUUUUAAGAUUUUGUACAACCAGCAAAGUGUUGAAGUGGAUGGGAGCCAGAAGAGGAAGUUGAUCACUCAGCUGCAGCCAGACACCAAUUACUCGUUUGUACUGACGAGCAGGGGCAACAUCGCUGGAGGUCUGCAGCAACAGGUGUCCAUCCGCACCGCCCCUGACCUCAUCAAAACCAAACCGGGGACGCAGGCUCAUGGUGGAAAGCUGACCAUCACACUGCCCACAGUCCAGACCACCAGUCGGGUCAGGUGGUACUACAUUGUGGUGGUGCCGCAGACUUCGACAACACCACGGUGGAACAAUCCAGACGAGAUGGACCUGGAUGAGCUGCUAAGGUCCAGCGACGGUCCAGUUCUGAGGCGCAGACGUCACCUGGAUUCCGUCAAGGCGUACAUCGCGGCCAAACUGCCUUCCCUGAAUAAAACUUUCACCCUGGGCGACGAGAAGAGGUACAACGGCUUCUUCAACAGGCCCCUGAUCAAUCAGCAGGCCUACCUCUGCUUCGUGCUGGCAGUGCUUCAGAACGAGGGGACGGACAGCGCAACUAAUUACAUGACCUUUUCAGCCAGCCCCUACUCGGAACGGAUCCAGAUCUCAACAAACCUGCCACAGGGAAUGGAUCAGCCCGAGAUGUUGUGGGUCAUGGGUCCGGUGUUGGCAGUGAUCGUCAUCAUCAUCAUCGUCAUCGCCAUCCUUCUCUUUAAAAAAAAACGAGCUUCACCUUUACCAAAGGAUGAGCACUCGGGUGGUGUGAAAGACUCCUUGUUGGCCAACUCCUCUGACCCGGUGGAGAUGAGAAGACUCAACUAUCAGACUCCAGGUCCCAGCUCUCAUCGCUGCCCCAACACUCCAAGAAUGAGGGAGCACCCGCCCAUUCCUGUCAUUGACCUGGCUGAUCACAUAGAGCGACUCAAGGCCAACGACGGCCUCCGCUUUUCCCAAGAGUACGAGUCUAUUGAUCCCGGUCAGCAGUUUACCUGGGAAAACUCCAACAUGGAAGUUAACAAGCCAAAGAACCGCUAUGCAAACGUUAUUGCUUAUGACCACUCCAGAGUGGUCCUCACCUCCGUUGAUGCUGUUCCAGGAAGUGACUACAUCAAUGCCAACUACAUCGACGGCUACAGGAAGCAGAAUGCCUACAUCGCCACUCAGGGACCUCUGCCUGAGACCCUGAGUGAUUUCUGGAGGAUGGUGUGGGAGCAGAGAUCCAGCACCAUCGUCAUGAUGACCAGGCUGGAGGAGAAGUCACGGGUGAAGUGUGACCAGUACUGGCCAUCAAGAGGAACGGAGACCUACGGGAUGAUCCAGGUCACCAUGUUAGACACGGUGGAGUUGGCCACUUACAGCGUCCGCACAUUCGCCCUCUAUAAGAAUGGCUCCAGCGAGAAGAGGGAGGUGAGACAGUUCCAGUUCAUGGCCUGGCCCGACCACGGGGUGCCUGAGUAUCCCACACCCAUCCUGGCCUUCCUGAGACGGGUGAAGGCCUGCAACCCUCCAGACGCCGGCCCCAUGGUGGUCCACUGCAGCGCGGGCGUGGGCAGGACUGGCUGCUUCAUUGUGAUCGAUGCCAUGCUGGAGCGCAUGAAGCAUGAGAAGACCGUGGACAUUUAUGGCCACGUGACGUGCAUGCGUGCCCAAAGGAACUACAUGGUCCAGACCGAGGAUCAGUACAUCUUCAUCCACGAGGCACUCCUGGAGGCCGCCACCUGCGGCAACACCGAGGUGCCGGCACGCAACCUGUUCGCCCACAUCCAGAAACUCGCCCAGCCGCCGCCUGGUGAGACGGUCACCUCCAUGGAGCUGGAGUUCAAGAGACUGGCCAACUCCAAAGCCCACACAUCACGGUUCAUCAGCGCCAACUUGCCCUGCAACAAGUUCAAGAACCGCCUGGUCAACAUCAUGCCUUUUGAGUCCACUCGCGUCUGCUUGCAGCCAAUCCGCGGCGUUGAGGGCUCUGACUACAUCAACGCCAGCUGCAUCGAUGGCUACAGGCAGCAGAAAGCUUACCUGGCUACGCAGGGGCCCCUGGCUGAGACCACCGAGGAUUUCUGGAGGAUGCUGUGGGAGCACAACUCCACCAUUGUCGUCAUGCUCACCAAGCUACGAGAGAUGGGCCGGGAGAAGUGCCAUCAGUACUGGCCAGCAGAGCGUUCAGCCAGGUACCAGUACUUUGUGGUGGAUCCAAUGGCUGAGUACAACAUGCCUCAGUACAUCCUCAGAGAGUUCAAAGUCACAGAUGCCAGGGAUGGACAAUCCAGAACAAUCCGCCAGUUCCAGUUUACUGACUGGCCUGAGCAGGGAGUGCCAAAAACUGGAGAGGGCUUCAUCGAUUUCAUUGGACAAGUGCACAAAACUAAGGAGCAGUUUGGGCAGGAUGGACCAAUCACUGUACACUGCAGUGCCGGGGUAGGCAGGACUGGAGUCUUUAUCACACUUAGCAUCGUGCUGGAGAGGAUGAGGUAUGAAGGUGUGGUUGACAUCUUCCAGACGGUGAAGACGCUCCGCACCCAGCGGCCUGCCAUGGUGCAGACUGAGGACCAGUAUCAGCUGUGCUACAGGGCAGCUCUGGAGUACCUGGGGAGCUUUGACCACUAUGCAACGUAACCACUCCCACUGAAGCAGCUUCCCUGGUCGGUCAGACCUCUCAGGAGUGUGCCAAGUGUCCCAUUUCAGCCGCCAUCCGCUCACUUGCCCCUGCCCCCAAACAAACAAACAAACUCAUACAACCCGCCACUCGCAGCUACAGGCGGGCUGGAGGAAGGGACAAACCUGCAGACCCGUCGAGGGUUUCAACCAAUCACACCAAGCUAAUCAACCACCUGAGAUUUCGCUUUAAAGAAAAUGCCAGAAACAUUACAGAGACUACGACAACCCUGACAGCUGUUGUACAGAUCCGGCAGCGCAGACCGGCAGCCCGCCGCUCUGCUCUGUCGAAGCCAAACCUCCCUGAUUGUCAAAGGCUACUGGUAGCACUAAGAGAGCAUCCUCUCUGUCUUUUUGUUAAUUAUAUUGUCAAUAUUCUGAUUCUUUAUGUUAAAAGUUUAGUAUAAGUUUGUAAUAAUCAUUUUAAUAUCAGACAUUUCUUUUGUCUUAAAACUGCCCAGAUUGAGGCGUACAUUAUUUUCAUAAUCACUUUUAGGGUAUGUUAGCACACGGGACAUGUGUUUUCUGCAUGUCCCUAGAGACUAAUACAGGAGGACUACUGUCCUCUGAGCUGCUGUCAGAUUUAUUUUAUCUCAUGGUGUUUUUUUUUUAUUAUUCAUUUUUAUGUUAUAAAUAUUGUUUUAUGGUCGUAGUCAGUUCAAUAACUCAAAUUGCCUUUUUCACUUGCCGUUACAGAAUUCUCAAAGAAAAUCAGCUUUGAGGAAAUUGAUUUUUGAACAUGGACUUGUUGUAGUUGUCCCUUUGUAAUCGCAGUAGAUAGCUGAAAACACGCGACUUACCUAACAACAGGUGCACAGAAAUGGGAUACACAUUAUUUCUACGUGUUUUGUUGUUUUGCUUUUCAUCUGGAGCCUGUGGCAUUGAGGCCUUCAUACUCCACAGAGGAGAACUUAAAAAAACAGACUUUUAUACCCAAAGGGUAGGCAACAAGAAAUGAAAAGAAAAAAAAUUGAAUAGAAACUCACAAUCUGAUUUAAAGAUGCUCUUCAAGUCCCUCCCAUCUCAGCGCUCGCCAUGAGCCUGGUCGGGGUGCUGGAGUGGAACCAAGCGGACAUGGGCUGAGGAGUAGAGCCAUCAACGUCAGUACUUGUACAGACUCAACCAUUCCUACCAGAGGGACAGAGACUCAGCCCUUUGGACUCAAACCUGAUAUUAUUUUAUACAGAAAUAGAACUAUAAAUAUAUAUAUAAUUAUGACUGAUUAUAUGAUUACACAUAGUUAUAUUCACAGCUUCAAAAAUAUAUUGUUAAAAGGAAUGAAUCUGGUGAUCUGACUAGAGACACUGCAGAAAGCCUGCUGUCCUAGAGUGUGUAUUAAUGGAGACACCAUUGUAUCUACUGUAACACCAUAGUAACUUCAACAGCUGGUUGUGAGGAAAAACAGCACAAUCACCCCCCCCCCCCCCCCCCCCCCCCCCCUUUCCUCCUCCUCCUCUCACCACAACCUCAUCCAUCAAAAGGGACAACCUUUCACUGGCUAAGCACACACACUUACCUCCCACUACACGGACGGCAGGAGAAGAGCGUCUGGUCCGACCGUCCAAGGCCCGAGAGCUUCAACGCAGUGGGAGGGGGUGAAAAACGACAAGGGGGGGACUUGAAAAUGCUGGCAAAAACGAAACAUGUUCAUUUUUACCUUGUGAAUGCUUAGUGCCGUAGGGGUUCGGUCUGUUGUACACACAGUCUGUUUUCUAUUUGUUGAUGAAGAUCUGCAACUUCAAAAUCACCUGAACGUUCAUGUUAAUAAAGUUAAAUAAUUGGGUUUUGUA